Erinaceus europaeus (western European hedgehog) is the source of this 2558-nucleotide messenger RNA. It is a transcript of the gene CORO1C, whose product is annotated as coronin 1C. The transcript is spliced from 12 exons. NCBI's taxonomy places the organism in Eukaryota, Metazoa, Chordata, Mammalia, Eulipotyphla, Erinaceidae. The coding region runs from base 170 to 1732 and encodes 520 amino acids. Gene Ontology annotation, biological process: actin filament organization; neural crest cell migration. Gene Ontology annotation, molecular function: actin filament binding. The record is from RefSeq and is a predicted model, not a curated record.
CGGCAGCGGGGGCAGCGGCGGCAGCGCGGCGCUCAGACCCUGGCGGGAGGCGGCAGCGGUUGGAGGCUUCGCCGGCUGUGCAGCGCGGACUUCGGCGGCGGUGGCGGCGGCGCCUCAAGCUCCUCGGCCCUGGUGUGGGGAAUGGAGGCUGGAACUCGGAUCCUUGUGAAUGAUAAGACGUGAGCUUAACGGGGUGCACCACUGCCCGGCCCCCCGGGAGUGUCGGCAUUUAGCAUUGACUCUUCUGAUUCUUCACCACGGGGUGUCCUUCCACUUCACUUUGUCUUUAGUUUCUUCCAACAACACGAUGAGGCGAGUGGUACGACAGAGCAAGUUUCGGCAUGUGUUUGGACAAGCGGUGAAAAAUGACCAGUGUUACGAUGACAUCCGUGUCUCUCGAGUGACCUGGGACAGUUCCUUUUGCGCCGUCAAUCCCCGAUUUGUCGCCAUAAUCAUAGAAGCGAGCGGAGGAGGAGCAUUCCUCGUGCUUCCUUUGCACAAGACCGGUCGAAUCGACAAAUCCUACCCCACAGUAUGCGGCCACACAGGACCCGUGCUCGACAUAGACUGGUGUCCGCACAACGACCAGGUCAUUGCCAGUGGAUCAGAGGACUGCACGGUCAUGGUGUGGCAGAUCCCAGAAAACGGACUCACCCUUUCCCUGACUGAACCUGUGGUGAUCUUAGAAGGCCACUCCAAGCGCGUGGGCAUCGUGGCCUGGCAUCCGACAGCCCGCAACGUGCUCCUCAGUGCAGGGUGUGACAACGCCAUCAUCAUCUGGAACGUGGGCACGGGGGAAGCCCUCAUCAACUUGGACGACAUGCAUUCGGACAUGAUCUACAACGUCAGCUGGAACAGGAACGGCAGCCUAAUCUGCACAGCUUCCAAAGACAAGAAAGUGCGGGUCAUCGACCCCAGGAAGCAGGAGAUUAUUGCUGAAAAGGAGAAGGCGCAUGAAGGAGCGCGGCCCAUGAGAGCCAUCUUCCUGGCCGACGGGAACGUCUUCACCACUGGCUUCAGCCGCAUGAGCGAGCGGCAGCUGGCUCUCUGGAACCCGAAAAACAUGCAGGAACCCAUUGCUCUCCACGAGAUGGACACGAGUAAUGGGGUGUUACUGCCUUUCUACGACCCUGACACCAGCAUCAUCUACCUAUGUGGAAAGGGCGACAGCAGCAUCCGUUACUUUGAGAUCACGGAUGAAUCCCCGUACGUCCACUACCUCAAUACAUUCAGCAGCAAGGAGCCGCAGAGGGGGAUGGGCUACAUGUCCAAGAGAGGGCUUGACGUGAACAGAUGCGAGAUCGCCAGAUUCUUCAAACUCCACGAGCGGAAGUGUGAGCCUAUUAUCAUGACUGUUCCCAGGAAGUCGGACCUUUUCCAAGACGAUCUGUAUCCUGACACGGCCGGGCCCGAGGCAGCAUUGGAGGCGGAAGAGUGGUUUGAGGGGAAGAACGCAGACCCCAUCCUCAUCUCCCUGAAGUACGGCUACAUCCCCGGCAAAAACAGGGAUCUCAAGGUGGUCAAGAAGAACAUUCUGGAUAACAAGCCCACUGCAAACAAGAAGUGUGACCUGAUCAGUGCCCCCAAAAAGACUGCAGACACGACCGGCGUGCAAAACGAAGCCAAGUUGGACGAGAUUUUAAAAGAGAUCAAAUCUAUAAAAGACACAAUCUGCAAUCAAGACGAACGCAUUUCCAAGUUAGAACAGCAGAUGGCGAAGAUCGCAGCCUGAAGACUCACCCCUCACCCCCCCGAAAUGGGAGCAAGGACUUGCGCUGGGUUGCUGUUGUGGGUAUAGCGGGGUGGGGGGGAAUGCCACCCGGAGACACUCCACCCCCGCCCGUCAGCCGCACGGGCCGUGGUCCAGUGAGGACUCAGUCUCUCCCCGAUUUGCAGAAACAAAAUGUGAUUCUGAAAGCUGAACUUUUUAAUCAGAAAGCUGUUUUUUUUUUUUAAGAUGGGGGAUGUUCUAAGUGUUAAUGUGACUUGCUGAAGUUUUAAAAGACAAAAGUGCUACUUUUAAAUCCCAGAUCUUCUGAGUUUUAGACAGCAGACCCAUUCUGAUUCAAUGUCACGCCCAAGUACCUUUCUUUUUAUAUAUAUAUACACACAAAUAGGGACCAAUGCCACGUUGCUUUUUAAAUCUUUUUUUUUUAACAUUGCCAAAACCAAAAGUAGCUUUUUUUCCCAUUGUAUUUUGCUACUUUGCAGUAUUUGUUAGCGGGAUUCUUUUUUUUUUCCCCCUUAAUUUGAAAGGGACAGCACUGUGUAUGUUUAUAAACUAAAUGAAGAUAUUAUUUUAUACAAACUCUCAUCUGAGAACAAUCAGCAACGGCCCCGCCAGCCCAUGGGCCUGGCCAGGGGGACCCAGAGAGUCACAUGGUCACCUGUCCCUGCUCCUUGCUUUCACUUCUCCCUGAGCCUCCUCAUCCCCAAAGCCACUCGGCCUCUUCCCCUUCCCCCCCACCCCCACCCCCCCAGGAAUUAGGUGGUUGUACCAGAGUGAGGUGCUGCUUCCUGGUUACCCUGUGCUUCGGAUGAUUAUAAGCUGACCUGAA